CAGUGGCGUUUGGCGAGGGAAGUGCCACCGUGUCCAAAGUGAGCGGUCUUGAGUCUAUAGACGUCUUGUUUACAGUGGUUGUGUCAGGCCUGUGAAGUCCUGUUGGGGCAAGGAACGUGUUACGGUUUUAUUGCUUACAUUUAUUCUUUCGUUACAAGGGUCAUUAUAUGAAACCUCCAAUCUGGAUCGAGGCGGUAGCAACAGGAAGAAGAAGAUAGAGGAAUUCUCUAAGUCUUCUCGGGAGAAACUAGUCCAGUCGAAGAACAAAAUGUUCUCCAAAUUUACGUCCAUUCUCCAGCACGCUGUGGAAGCGCUUGCCCCUUCGCUGCCGUUGCAGGAGGACUUUGUCUAUCACUGGAAGGCCAUUACACAUUAUUACAUUGAGACUUCUGAUGACAAAGCCCCAGUUACAGACACCAACAUCCCAUCCCACCUGGAACAGAUGCUGGACAUCCUGACCCAGGAGGAAGGGGAGAGGGAGUCUGGAGAGACAGGACCCUGCAUGGAGUACCUCCUACAUCAUAAGAUCCUGGAGACUCUCUACACCUUGGGCAAGGCAGAUUGUCCUCCCGGGAUGAAGCAGCAGGUGCUUACCUUCUACACAAAGCUGCUAGCACACAUUCGUCAACCUCUCCUGCCACACAUCAAUGUCCACAGACCUGUACUGAAACUGAUCCGCCUGUGUGGGGAGGUGCUGGCUGCUCCUACAGAAAAUGAAGAGAUUCAGUUCCUUUGUAUAGUCUGUGCCAAACUGAAGCAGGAUCCAUACCUUGUGAACUUCUUCCUUGAAAAGUCAAAGAGACCUGAGACAAAGACUCCUGGAGGGACAGAUGUGGUGAAAGAGAAUGUGUUGGCUCCAGACACUGGUCAGUCUCUGGCAGAGGAACAGGCUGACCGCCCAGAGGAGCCACAGGCUGCAGCGGCUGCCUCCACCUCUAGUCCAACCACGAACAAUAAUAACAACAACAAUUACAAUCUCGUCACCUCCCUGCUUAACCUCACAAAGAGCCCUGAUGGCAGGAUAGUGGUGAAAGCAUGUGAGGGCCUGAUGCUGCUGGUCAGUUUACCAGAGCCUGCAGCUGCCAAGUGUUUAACUGAAAACACUGAGCUCUGUGAGCUUCUGACUGACAGGCUGGUCUCCUUCUAUAAAGCCCUACCACAGUCCAUAGACCCCUUGGACAUUGAGACAGUGGAGUCAGUCAACUGGGGUCUGGAUGUAUAUAACCUGAAGGAGGAUGCUGCUGUCUUCACAGGGAAGAGGGCUCUCAUUUCCUUCCUGUCCUGGCUAGAUUACUGUGACCAGCUCAUCAAGGAGGCUCAGAAGUCAGCAGCCGCAGUGAUGGCAAAAGCAGUGAGAGAAAGAUUCUUUGUGUCUGUUAUGGAACCGCAGCUUAUGCAGACGUCCGAGGUGGGCAUCCUGACCUCCACAGCCCUGCUGAACAGGAUCAUCAGGCAGGUGACUUCAAAUGCUCUGCUGCAGGAGAUGGUUUACUUCCUGCUAGGAGAGGAGAGCGAGCCAGAGACUCCAACUACUAUUGCACAGAAUCCACUCAGACACAGACUCAUCGAGCACUGCGACCACCUGUCAGACGAGAUCAGCAUCAUGACACUGCGGCUAUUUGAGCAGCUGAUCCAGAAACCCAACCAGCACAUCCUCCACAACUUGGUGCUGCGUAGCCUGGAAGAGAGGAACUACCUAGAGAACAAACCGCAGGAGGAGCGGGAGCCCCUGGAGAACGGGCAGCCUCAUGAUGCCGUAGACCUUGAGGAGGAUCCACUGUUUGGUGAUGAACCCUCUCCAGACAGCCGGCUGUCUGGUUCUGAUUGGCUCAGCUCCUCUCCACCACAGAGUCCUGACCACUCAAAGCCUGACGGGAAGACGGAGGUCCACAAGAUUGUCAACAGUUUCCUGUGUUUGGUGCCCGAUGAGGCAAAGUCAUCGUAUCAUGUUGAAGGCACAGGCUAUGACACCUACCUCAGAGAUGCACACAGACAGUUCAGGGACUUUUGUGGGGUCUGCCAGCGGUGGGACUGGAGAGGAAAUCCAAAGCCUUUUGAGAAGUGUAACUUGGACAUCCCAUUCUUCGAGGGCCACUUCCUCAAGGUUCUCUUCGACAGGAUGGGCCGCAUCCUAGAUCAGCCCUACGAUGUCAACCUGCAGGUGACUGCUGUGCUGUCCAAGCUGUCUUUGUUACCACACCCCCACUUGCAUGAGUACCUGCUGGACCCUUAUAUCAACCUGGCCCCUGGGUGCAGGUCUCUGUUCUCUGUCAUCGUCAGGGUGGUGGGAGAUCUCAUGUUGAGGAUUCAGCGCAUCCCAGACUUCACACCCAAACUGCUGCUCGUGAGGAAGAGAUUAUUAGGUCUAGAGCCAGAGGGCAUCACUAUCGACCACAUGACUCUGCUGGAGGGGGUGAUCGUGCUGGAGGAGUUCUGCAAAGAGCUGGCAGCCAUCGCCUUCGUCAAAUACCACGCAGCUGCCUCCUCCUCGCCGUAAUCUUCCUGCUGUUCAUCCAUUUGCCUCGGCCAGGCAGACAGGUCAGGAUUAAACUGGGCCUUUGGGGUGUGCUGGUACCGGUGGCACAGGGUCGGCAAAACAUUACCACUAACUGCUCAUCCCUGCAGGACUGUUAAAGCCCACACGGACGGGUUUCAUCGCUCCCCCUCUUCUGGCCUCUCGGGCUCCACCAUAAAAAGUCUUUGGUCUUGUUUCUGAGCAGGUCAGAGCACAGACACUGCCCAGCCAGCAGAGGAAUAAGAGGAGGAGGAUAGAGGUCAAGGUGCAGAGAGAUGGUCACUGGACUUUUUCAGCCUCUGCAUUUUCUCUCACUCCCCCCAUCUUUUCUUUCUCACCAGCCAAAAGAUGAUAGCCCUGUAAUUAUUAUUUCAAGGAGAAAAGAUGUUUGUCUAUUUAUUUUCUGUCCCAAUCUCACCCAUUUGUAAAUGUCAUUGCCUUAAUGUGGAAUCACACCUUUCAGUUACAGAAGAUUGUUUCCUUUUGAAACAUUUUUAUCUUAACUCCUCACAUGUUGUCUGUUUGAAGACAAGAGGCUGUAGAGAACAAUGCCCACUACCUUUAACCCCUAUAUAUACACCUGUAGUUACAUACAUAUUGAACUGCAGUAUUUACGAUACUGCACUCGUAUUUUAUAUGCCAAGUCCUCUUAUUUAUUUGUUUGCUUUCAGGUUGCCUUUUUAAACUAAUGUCAUAUUAAGAUAAAAUUAAUUUAAAACAGUCAUCGUAACCUGACUAAGCAGAUGCUGUUUACUUUCCUCGUCUUUUCUCAGUUUGUGCUUGUGCUCUCAAAGCUCAUCUGCAAUCACCCAAAGAUGUAACCUUCCAUCACAUUUUGUCAAAUGAAAUGGUGAUUUAGCAAAUUAUGUGAAUUUGCACACUGAUCUCAUUGCAUUGCACUUGUUACAUUAUUCAAGUUCAUUCAUGCCUUUUUUUUGGUUGGCUUUUUUUGAAAUGUCAAGUUGAUAUUUGUGGAAAGAGACAUCUUGUUUUUGAUUCCAAGUUAGUUCUUGUUCUGAAAUGUUGUUCUCCAGAUCCAGUGUUGCAUUUCUCACGCACCAGUGUUUAUUUUAUCCAAGAGAUACUGUGUUAUUGUGUUUUACACAAUUUAUAAUUCUCAAAAUGUGUUUAUUCUAUUGAUGGGACGGAUAAAGAGGAGCAAACCUCUUGAUUUUAUUGACCAGUGUCUUAAAUACAUCAUUGACUUUGGACAUACUGUAGCUUCCAGCAAAGGUUUCCAACCUUUAUUGGAUUUUGAUCCCUAAAACAAAGCUAUGUCUAUUUGGUUGUAUAUGUCUGCAACAGUUCAACCAAUAUGUGAUUCUAAUUUCUUACUUCUAACUUUUUAUGGAAAUUAUCCAGUAAUUCAUAAGAAAAAAAGCGAAGAUUAGAAGAAAAUGUGGGAAAAGAAACAUGUUUUGUAGCAAAAAUAGAUCCUCCGAUAUUGAUUAUCAUCUCGCGACCCCUUAAAUUUAUCUCAUGACCUUUUGGAGGGGUCCAGACCCCCAGUAUGGAAAUCGCUGGCUAACAGUAUCCUAAGAGAUCCGAGUUCCUCCGUAGGUUAUCAUGACUUCCUAUGAGGUGUUGCGUUUACUAGCAGUAUUAUGCUACCUUUUCAUCCUGAUCUUGAAUGAUCACAGUGCUGUGCAUUGUUGGAACGGGUUGUUUGGUUGUAUCAGUGAAUCAGUGAUUCAAUAAGUUUGAAUAAGUCAAAAUCAAUAUGCUACAUAAUAUAACGUUGGUUCUUGUGUUAUGUUCCCAGUGUGAAUGUUUCCAUGAUUGGAAAGUGUGUUUGGCGAGGAGUUUGUUUAUGUGUGAGUGUAAUGACUUAUUAUUGCAGCAGAGAAUGGACAGUCAUUCAUUGAAGCCAUGAGUCUUGAGCUGUGUUUUUUUCCCCCCUCUUCUCACCUCAAACCCAUCACUCAAGCACCUAAAUUACAUUAUGCAACUGCUUGCAUGGAAUCAGAUUUGCACAUUGUCUUUCUUCAUCCUUGUUCAUAAUGUAAAUAUACGCAGAAAAAAGCUUUUUGGUCCCCCCCCACAAAUGUUUUGAUUCAUAAACCAAAAAAAAAAAUCUAGGAUGUACCAGGAGCAACAUUUCUAUUUUAAUGGGAACCUUUUUUUAAAAUGUCAAUCAUGCACAUUUUUAAAUCAACUCUUUCCAACUUGUUCUGUACAUUUGUAUAUUGUAUGUGUACAAUAGCAAUAGAGAUAUACUACCUGGCGUAAAUGCAUGCUUAUACAUUAUUUUUCAUUGUUUAAAGAAAGUAAAAAGGCAGUCCAGCCAUCUGUGAUGAUUUCUUAGCUGUCAGCACUUUGUUCUUUGAAGACACUGACAUGAUAUGAUGCCUUACUUCACACUGCGGAUCUCUGAGGACUCCUAGAAUCGAUGUGUAAGGGGUUUCUGCUUCACUACGGUCUGUUGUGAUACUUUUAUGCCUAUCUCUUGUGUUACAUAGACUUUGUUUGGUUUGUGAAGAUGUACAGGACUCUCAGUAUAGUCAAAAAUCGGAUGCCAAUGGAUUUAUUUUCUUGUGUCAGCUUAGACCAAUCACUGUAUGAUAUUGCUGCAUUUCUUUAUGUUCAUCGCUGCUUUCCUCUGGUGUGAAGUGGGAUGAGUCUCAUUAUACUUCUUCUAUCUCAUGGCCAGUUUGGUUUUGUGAUUGUGCAAUGCAUAAUUGAAACAUUAAGGUAAGGUGCAUGCUCACUCCUCCUGCCUCACGGAGUAAUUUUAAGUGAUCACUGCAGUCUCUUGUUCUCUCAGAUGCACUGGCUCAUUAAUUCCUCAUAAGCCAUCUUCAUUUCAACAGCCUUGUGUUUCAUUCAGGACAAUAUGGUUUUGUUUAACAUUCUCCGUCCCAAUAAAAUAAAAUAAAAAAGUGGUCGUUCUGUGAACAGUU
Siniperca chuatsi (mandarin fish) is the source of this 5415-nucleotide messenger RNA. RefSeq names its product FHF complex subunit HOOK interacting protein 2 (gene fhip2a). NCBI's taxonomy places the organism in Eukaryota, Metazoa, Chordata, Actinopteri, Centrarchiformes, Sinipercidae. The transcript is spliced from 17 exons. The record is from RefSeq and is a predicted model, not a curated record. The coding region runs from base 269 to 2497 and encodes 742 amino acids.